AUGUGUGUGUUGUGUGUUGUUGUGUGUCCAGUGCUGGGGACGCAGGCGGAGGACGUGCAGCGGUUGGUGGAUGUCCUCACAGAGCUGCUCCCUCUCCUCAGCUCCACUCUGAGCCUCAGGCAGGACUUCAGAGAACAGGCCCUGACACACCGCCCUCACCUCAGCUAUGUGGAGGAGAGAGACUGGGCUGGCCUGGGCGCUGUCCGGUAUGAGCCUCAGACUGAAGAACUGAGCCAGGAGCGCUUGAACCACCAGAGGGCGCACAUCAACCACGAGCUGCUCAAGAGACUGCAGGAGCUGGACCCAGACAUGGGCUUCAGUGCGGGUCCAGAGGACCAUGUGGGGGUGUUUGUGGGGAUGGUUUCUGAUGAUGUGGACGUGGCUCAGCUGCUGGACACCAUCACUGUUCUGGGGAGAGACAUCGACGACAGUGGCCGGCUCCUGGACAACAUGGCGGAGGUGGUGAGGAAGGGGAUCCUGGAGGCUGAGCAGCAGCUGCAGAGGGCCUCAGAGGACAAGCUCCUGGAGGAGGGGGCGCUGCGGCAGCUUCCCAUCGUCGCCUCUGUGCUCAACUGGUUUUCCCCGGUGCAGAAGACCAUCAAGGGCCAGAGCUUUAACCUGGCAGCUGGUUCUCUGGAUUCCUCUGAGGACAUCUACUCCACCAGGGCCCAGAGCGAGGGCCCCGACCCCAACACGCUCUGUGUGAAGAGACUGCACCCAGGUCAGAAGAUGUUCCGUCGUUCUGUUGGAGACUCCUUCAGUGAGACCAGCUCCAUGGAUCAGGCUGAGGAGCUGAGUCUGAGCACUGCAGAGAGACCCCCAGGGGCCCCCACUGAGCCUGAGGAGCCUAAGAAGCCUGAGGAGCCUAAGGAGUCUGAGGAGCCUAAGGAGUCUGAGGAGCCGAAGGAGCCCAAGGAGCCUGAGGAGAGUCCCUCUGUCCCAGCUGAGAGUGUGGGGGAGGCUGCAGUGUCCUCAGCAGACCAGCAGGUGGAAGCAGAGGGCAGAUAG
Knipowitschia caucasica is the source of this 1008-nucleotide messenger RNA. NCBI's taxonomy places the organism in Eukaryota, Metazoa, Chordata, Actinopteri, Gobiiformes, Gobiidae. The record is from the annotation of a GenBank genome assembly.